Messenger RNA from Mobula hypostoma (lesser devil ray), 1053 nucleotides. It is a transcript of the gene ghsra, whose product is annotated as growth hormone secretagogue receptor a. Gene Ontology annotation, cellular component: plasma membrane. Gene Ontology annotation, molecular function: growth hormone secretagogue receptor activity. The record is from RefSeq and is a predicted model, not a curated record. The transcript is spliced from 2 exons. NCBI's taxonomy places the organism in Eukaryota, Metazoa, Chordata, Chondrichthyes, Myliobatiformes, Myliobatidae. Gene Ontology annotation, biological process: G protein-coupled receptor signaling pathway; hormone-mediated signaling pathway. The coding region runs from base 1 to 1053 and encodes 350 amino acids.
AUGAACUGCACCCAGAACUGCAGCCUCCACACUGUGGAUUACUUGGAUUAUGACAUUAACCUCUUCUCCACCCCCAUCCUGACUGUGGUCACCACCGCUUGUGUUCUGCUGGCAUUGAUCGGGAUUAGCGGCAACGUUUUGACCAUCCUGAUUGUGCUGAAGUUCAAGGACAUGAGGACUACCACCAACUUCCAUCUGUCUAGCAUGGCGCUGUCAGAUUUGUUCAUUUUUCUUUGCAUGCCUUUGGAUUUGUACCGCAUGUGGAAAGAGAGACCGUGGAUUUUUGGCGAUUUGCUCUGUAAGCUCUUCCAGUUUGUGAGUGAGAGCUGCACGUAUUCUACGAUCCUCAGCAUCACUGCUCUGAGUGUGGAGAGGUACUUUGCCAUCUGCUUCCCACUCCAGGCCAAAAUGGUCAUCACCAAGAGUAGAGUCAAGGUGCUGAUCUUCUUCCUCUGGUCCUUGGCAUUCGCCUGUGCCGGACCCAUCUUCAUCCUGGUCGGGGUAGAGGUUGAGAAUGGGACUGAUCCCCUUCUGGCCAGUGAAUGCAAGCCAACGGACUACGCCCAUGAAUCAGGCCUUCUCAACACCAUGGUCUGGGUUUCCACCUCCUUCUUCUUCCUGCCCGUCUUUUGCCUGUCAGUUUUCUAUAGCUUAAUCGGGAAGAAGCUCUGGAGACAGAGGAGAGUUGACUUGGCGUCCAACAUUAGCAACAGGGAGAAAAGCAACAAGCAGACAGUGAAGAUGCUGGCUGUGGUCAUCUUUGCCUUCGUUCUUUGCUGGCUGCCGUUUCAUAUUGGGCGAUACCUUUUCUCCAGAGCCUCCGAGGAGUGGUCUGAGCACAUGUACCGGAUCAGCCAGUAUUGCAACCUGGUCUCCUGUGUCCUUUUCUACAUGAGCGCGGCCAUCAACCCCAUCCUCUACAAUGUCAUGUCCAAGAAGUACAGAGUAGCUCUCUUCAAGCUGUUCCACCUCACCCAGGAUCUGAGGAGGACUCUGUCAAAGAACAAGGACCAUAACUUACCGAGCUGGACUGAAUCCUCUGGAAGCGCCUGA